This is a messenger RNA of Saccharomyces kudriavzevii IFO 1802, 762 nucleotides long. RefSeq names its product mRNA splicing protein PRP18 (gene PRP18). Lineage: Eukaryota; Fungi; Ascomycota; Saccharomycetes; Saccharomycetales; Saccharomycetaceae. The record is from RefSeq and is a predicted model, not a curated record. Gene Ontology annotation, biological process: generation of catalytic spliceosome for second transesterification step; RNA splicing. The transcript has a single exon. Bases 1 to 762 code for a protein of 253 amino acids. Gene Ontology annotation, cellular component: U5 snRNP; U4/U6 x U5 tri-snRNP complex; U2-type post-spliceosomal complex.
AUGGAUCUAGACUUGGGAAGUAUCUUAAAGGCAGAGAUUUCCAAAAAACAAAAGGAGCUAACCUACUCUAAAGAUAGUCAGCCAUUAUCCCAUAAGAGAUCCCAGGUACAGGAAUGUGCAAGAAUUGACGAAAUACCGCGACAAGUAGAACAAGGCGAGAGUGUAAAUGGGGAAGUUUCGUCGGAUGAUCAGUCGGAUGAAGAGUUUAUCACGACGAUUAAUAAAUUAGGAACUCGGCCAGAAAGAAUACUAGAAACCAUAGCUCAGGAUGAAAGUACUUCUACAACUAUCGAUCCGUUUCAGAUUGGAUCAACUGAAGACGAUUUCUCUUUGUCAAUGAAAUGUAAUUUAUAUAUUCACGAAGUAUUAUCUCAUUGGAAGGUAUCCCUAGAAGAAUAUCAUCCGGAGUUGUUUCUAGAUACUAAGAAAGCGCUCUUCCCAUUACUAUUGCAAUUGCGAAGAGGCUCGCUCGGCUCGGAUUUACUGAUUUCCCUUGCUAGUGUUCUUUAUCACUUACAGCAACCUAAACAGACUAACUUGGCCAUUCAGUCUUACAUGAAACUCAGUAUCGGUAAUGUAGCCUGGCCCAUCGGAGUCACCAGCGUGGGGAUUCAUGCUCGCAGUGCUCAUUCCAAAAUUCAAGGAGGCCAAAGUGCUGCUAACAUUAUGAUUGACGAAAGAACAAGACUGUGGAUAACCAGUAUCAAAAGGCUAAUAACUUUUGAAGAAUGGUAUUCCAGCCACCAUGCUAGCCUUGCGUAA